This is a messenger RNA of Perca fluviatilis (European perch), 2086 nucleotides long. RefSeq names its product solute carrier family 39 member 13 (gene slc39a13). The transcript is spliced from 10 exons. Gene Ontology annotation, cellular component: membrane. The coding region runs from base 244 to 1392 and encodes 382 amino acids. NCBI's taxonomy places the organism in Eukaryota, Metazoa, Chordata, Actinopteri, Perciformes, Percidae. Gene Ontology annotation, biological process: intracellular zinc ion homeostasis; zinc ion transmembrane transport. Gene Ontology annotation, molecular function: zinc ion transmembrane transporter activity. The record is from RefSeq and is a predicted model, not a curated record.
GCCGUGGCGUGUGACCUCCUGUGCUGCAGCUAGCGGAUCCCUGCCCUGCGCAGCUGGAGUCUGCUGUGAAACUCAGCGUUGCACUGCAAGCCUCAUCAAGCCGUCCUGGAUGGCAGGGACACACUGGUGCAAAGACUGCCGAAACCACAAGGUUUGAGAAGGCGCAGGAGAGGCCUGUUUUUCUGAAAGUGUGCUCCACUUGCAGCAUUACUGGGUGCAAGGGCUUUUUGGACCGUGGGACGGAUGAAAGGUGGAAGCUGUAGGAAGCCCAGCUGGGCUUUAGCUGCUCUGUUGAUCCCAGUUACCCUGCUGAUGCUGACCUCCAGAGGGGCAUCAAGCAGCCACAAGAUGACACAAUCAGCUAUGGCUCAUGCAACAGCCACUGCUGCAGGACCCAGCCCCAGCUUGACAGAUUACCUCCCAGACCUCCAGGCAGUAGAAAACUUCUUAUACAGCGAACAUGCUCAUGUUUGGCUCUUGUCCCUGGUGGGCUCUGUUGCUGUUGGCCUCAGUGGGAUUUUCCCCCUUCUUGUGAUUCCCAUCGAAGCUGGAGCAGCCCUUAAAACAGAAGCUGGUGGCCAGAAGCUGAAACAGCUCUUGAGCUUUGCUAUUGGUGGUCUCCUUGGUGAUGUAUUCCUGCACCUCCUUCCUGAGGCGUGGGCGUUUUCUGGCUCUUCAGCUGGUAAACACAACCACUACAUGACCCAGGGCUUGUGGGUAAUGGUUGGCCUGUUGGUCUUUCUCCUCCUGGAGAAGAUGUUCCCAGACCAAGACGGCCACGAGGACCCCAUUUCAGAUUCAGACCUGAAUUCUAACUCUGCUUCGCAGUCUAAUUCAGCUUUCAGUGGAAAGGCAGUGGCAACACUCAAAAAUGUACACCAUGCUGAGUCAUGGAAAUCCUCCAAGCAGCAGAGUCGGCAGGAAAGAUCAGAGAAAAUCAAGAUAAGUGGAUACCUAAACCUCCUGGCCAACUGCAUUGACAACUUCACCCAUGGACUGGCAGUAGCAGGAAGUUUCCUGGUUAGCAAAAAGGUUGGGUUCCUCACCACCUUUGCCAUCCUGCUCCAUGAAAUCCCCCACGAGGUGGGAGACUUUGCCAUUCUGCUGAGGGCCGGAUUUGACCGGUGGAGUGCUGCCCGCUUGCAGCUGUCCACGGCGCUGGUUGGUGUCUUAGGAGCUUGCUUUGCUCUGUGCGCUCAGUCACCAGAAGGCACAGAAAAUGCCACUGCCUGGAUAUUGCCUUUCACCGCUGGAGGCUUCCUCUACAUAUCAUUGGUGAAUGUGGUGCCUGACCUGCUAGAGGAGUCCAGUUUAAGGCAGUCCCUACUGCAGAUCAUGCUCAUUUUCUGUGGCGUGGCUGUCAUGGCUGUGCUCUCUGCAAUUGUUGAGUGAACAUGGAAAAAACCCCUCUCGCCUUAACCAAAAAGUAAAACUCAGCAUUCUCCACCAACCCCUUAUAUCUGGUACCUCUCAUUCCUAGGAAACCUUUCAUUACAUUAAUCUAAAGCAAAUAACUGACAGAAGAACGGCACUUUAUGGCUUUAUAGUAUGACUGAAAGGAAGACCUUCUUGAUCUGCUGAUGGGGCAUUUGUGUGGACAAAAUGUGCCAGGCUUAAACCUCAAGGGAAUUAAGAGGGUUUGUAUGGAUCUCUGUUACCAAAUUGUCUUAUAUUGUUUAUCAGACAAUCAUUGUUUUGCACACACAUUUACACAGGUACACCUGAUGUACCAACUCCACAGAAUAGGUAUUUUUAGACCUGUACAAGGACCUUUUUUCUUUAAAAUGUAUUCAACCAUAAAUUGGUUAAAACAUUGUAUGUAUUGUUACUGUUUCUGAUGUAGCUGCUGCAUAUUUAUUGAAAAUUUGACAAGCAACAUAUAGUUUUAUCAGACGUGCGCCACCACUUCAUAAUUUUGUGUUAUUGAGAAAUAAGUGCCAAGAAGUCAGGAUGGUCUGUUACACUAGUGACAGGUCUACACCAAAGUAAAUUUUUUUUUUCUGUUGUGUAUCUUCUCUGCAUCUUCUUUGCUUAAAUGAAUAAUUGUGAUAAAGCUGAAAUUAAUUAAAGACAAAGAUUGCUACUA